CCCCCUGAUAUUCAGGAGCUAUGGGGGUAAAUAUCCUCUAAACUCAGAGAACUGAAAGGGACUUGGGCCUUCCCACUCCUGCUGCCAUGACGACAUUUGCCAAUUUCCCUCCAGAAUACUUGGAAACACUCACUGCUUUCCAACAUCUCUUGGAGCAGUCUGCAGCUGUGGUGCCCAGCCUAGCCCUUUAAGCUUUGUGUCACUCUCAAUCUGUCUUGGAAACAGGCACAUGGCUGGACAGUCGGCUGCCUCUGGUUGAGGCCAGUGAUAGCUCUCCUACCUCUCACCUCUUGCCUGGAGAGUUGGCAGCCAAGUCAGGCCCCAUGACUCCAGACACAGGGGUGGAGCCUGGUGUGGGCACUGUGGGGAGGGCUUGACGAAAGUGACCACUUACAGCCCUGAGCCUCAGCUCCUGGACACCUGGCUGGAAGUUGGCUGUCCUGCUUCCUGUGACCUUGGAGGCUUGAACGGGACAGGGAGCAGGGCACUGAGACUCUCCUUCCCCAGCCUUUUUCCCUUAAUCGCUCCUCCCUUGUCGCUUCUACCCCGCCCUCUACCGUCCUAAACUGCUUCCUGGGCCAGGACUGGUUGGCCUUUUCCUUCCCCAGUUGUGGGGAGGAGGGUGUCGCAGCCCUAGUCGCCUUUGGGGGCCAUGGAGCCCAGGAGGGUGGGGCCUGGGGCGCACUGCUGGGGGCCUCGGGUGGCCACAGGGUCGGGGACGGCUGCGGAGCUCGUGUACCACCUAGCGGGGGCCUUGGGCACUGAGCUGAAGGAGCUGGCGCGCCGCUUCGGGCCGGAGGCGGCGGCCGGGCUCGUGCCGCUGGUGGUGCAGGCGCUGGAGCUCCUGGAAAAGGCGGCCGUGGGGCCCGCCCCGGACUCGCUGCAGGUAUCCGCGCAGCAGGCCGAACUCGAGCUGCGGCGGCUGCGGGAGGAGAACGAGCGCCUCUGCAGAGAGUUGCGCUCUGGGCCACAGGGUGAGUGCGGGCCUGCCGGGGGCGGGGAGGCUCAGGGCCUCUCCCCGCGAGCCGCCAAUGAGAACGCCCCUUCCUCAGAGGAGCGCGCUAUGCUGCGGCAGCUCAAGGAGGUGACCGACCGCCAGCGGGAUGAACUCCGGGCGCACAACCGCGACCUGCGGCAGCGCAGCCAGGAAACAGAGGCGUUGCAGGAGCAGCUGCAGCGCCUCCUACUGGUGAAUGCGGAGUUGCGGCACAAGCUGGCCGCAGUACAAAGCCAGCUUCGCGCCGCGCGGGACCGUGAGAGCGAAUCAGAGAGGCGGCGCGAAGCGACCUUGGAGCCCGCGCCAGAGCAGGCGCAGGGCCAGGCCGCGGCGCCCGGGUGCGAGCAGAGGCAGGAGCCCGAGACGGCAGCCGCGGGCACAGGAGCCCCGGGGACACCUGAGGACCGGGCGGAUGCCCUGCCGCCGCCAGGACGCCCCCCUAAGGUAGGGCAGUGCGGCUUCAGUCGAGAGGAGGUUGAACAGAUCCUUCAGGAGAGGAAUGAGCUCAAAGCCAACGUGUUCCUGCUGAAGGAGGAGUUGGCCUACUUCCAGCGGGAGCUGCUCACAGACCACCGGGUCCCCGGGCUUCUGCUCGAAGCCAUGAAGGUGGCUAUCAGGAAGCAACGAAAGAAGAUCAAGGCCAAGAUGUUAGGGACCCCAGAGGAAGCAGAGAGCAGGUAAGUCCCUGCCUCCAUUCCCACUGAGCCUGGUCACCUUCUGAGCCUGUUGCCUCAGACUGUACCUGUCACCCCAAUCUAGUCACACCUUGAGCCUGUCACCUAGCUUAGUCACUUCUAGAACCUAACCUGGCCUGGUCACCCCCUGAGCCUGCCAUCCUG
This is a messenger RNA of Physeter macrocephalus (sperm whale), 1836 nucleotides long. It is a transcript of the gene RILP, whose product is annotated as Rab interacting lysosomal protein. The coding region runs from base 653 to 1678 and encodes 341 amino acids. Gene Ontology annotation, cellular component: lysosome; cytoplasm; ciliary basal body. The transcript has 5 exons. Gene Ontology annotation, molecular function: dynein light intermediate chain binding; protein dimerization activity; small GTPase binding. NCBI's taxonomy places the organism in Eukaryota, Metazoa, Chordata, Mammalia, Artiodactyla, Physeteridae. The record is from RefSeq and is a predicted model, not a curated record. Gene Ontology annotation, biological process: early endosome to late endosome transport; cilium assembly.